AUGGGAGGCAGGUGCGCAUGGGAGGCAGGUGCGCAUGGGAGGCAGGUGCGCAUGGGAGGCAGGUGCGCAUGGGAGGCAGGUGCGCAUGGGAGGCAGUGCGCAUGGGAGGCAGUGCGCAUGGGAGGCAGUGCGCAUGGGAGGCAGUGCGCAUGGGAGGCAGUGCGCAUGGGAGGCAGGUGCGCAUGGGAGGCAGGUGCGCAUGGGAGGCAGGUGCGCAUGGGAGGCAGGUGCGCAUGGGAGGCAGGUGCGCAUGGGAGGCAGGUGCGCAUGGGAGGCAGGUGCGCAUGGGAGGCAGGUGCGCAUGGGAGGCAGUGCGCAUGGGAGGCAGGUGCGCAUGGGAGGCAGUGCGCAUGGGAGGCAGGUGCGCAUGGGAGGCAGGUGCGCAUGGGAGGCAGGUGCGCAUGGGAGGCAGUGCGCAUGGGAGGCAGUGCGCAUGGGAGGCAGGUGCGCAUGGGAGGCAGGUGCGCAUGGGAGGCAGGUGCGCAUGGGAGGCAGUGCGCAUGGGAGGCAGUGCGCAUGGGAGGCAGUGCGCAUGGGAGGCAGGUGCGCAUGGGAGGCAGGUGCGCAUGGGAGGCAGGUGCGCAUGGGAGGCAGGUGCGCAUGGGAGGCAGGUGCGCAUGGGAGGCAGGUGCGCAUGGGAGGCAGGUGCGCAUGGGAGGCAGGUGCGCAUGGGAGGCAGUGCGCAUGGGAGGCAGUGCGCAUGGGAGGCAGGUGCGCAUGGGAGGCAGGUGCGCAUGGGAGGCAGUGCGCAUGGGAGGCAGGUGCGCAUGGGAGGCAGUGCGCAUGGGAGGCAGGUGCGCAUGGGAGGCAGGUGCGCAUGGGAGGCAGGUGCGCAUGGGAGGCAGUGCGCAUGGGAGGCAGUGCGCAUGGGAGGCAGUGCGCAUGGGAGGCAGGUGCGCAUGGGAGGCAGGUGCGCAUGGGAGGCAGGUGCGCAUGGGAGGCAGGUGCGCAUGGGAGGCAGGUGCGCAUGGGAGGCAGGUGCGCAUGGGAGGCAGGUGCGCAUGGGAGGCAGGUGCGCAUGGGAGGCAGGUGCGCAUGGGAGGCAGGUGCGCAUGGGAGGCAGGUGCGCAUGGGAGGCAGGUGCGCAUGGGAGGCAGGUGCGCAUGGGAGGCAGUGCGCAUGGGAGGCAGUGCGCAUGGGAGGCAGUGCGCAUGGGAGGCAGUGCGCAUGGGAGGCAGUGCGCAUGGGAGGCAGGUGCGCAUGGGAGGCAGUGCGCAUGGGAGGCAGUGCGCAUGGGAGGCAGGUGCGCAUGGGAGGCAGGUGCGCAUGGGAGGCAGUGCGCAUGGGAGGCAGGUGCGCAUGGGAGGCAGGUGCGCAUGGGAGGCAGGUGCGCAUGGGAGGCAGGUGCGCAUGGGAGGCAGGUGCGCAUGGGAGGCAGGUGCGCAUGGGAGGCAGGUGCGCAUGGGAGGCAGGUGCGCAUGGGAGGCAGGUGCGCAUGGGAGGCAGUGCGCAUGGGAGGCAGUGCGCAUGGGAGGCAGUGCGCAUGGGAGGCAGGUGCGCAUGGGAGGCAGGUGCGCAUGGGAGGCAGUGCGCAUGGGAGGCAGGUGCGCAUGGGAGGCAGUGCGCAUGGGAGGCAGGUGCGCAUGGGAGGCAGGUGCGCAUGGGAGGCAGGUGCGCAUGGGAGGCAGUGCGCAUGAAAGGCAGUGCGCAUGGGAGGCAGUGCGCAUGGGAGGCAGUGCGCAUGGGAGGCAGGUGCGCAUGGGAGGCAGGUGCGCAUGGGAGGCAGGUGCGCAUGGGAGGCAGGUGCGCAUGGGAGGCAGUGCGCAUGGGAGGCAGGUGCGCAUGGGAGGCAGGUGCGCAUGGGAGGCAGGUGCGCAUGGGAGGCAGGUGCGCAUGGGAGGCAGUGCGCAUGGGAGGCAGUGCGCAUGGGAGGCAGGUGCGCAUGGGAGGCAGGUGCGCAUGGGAGGCAGUGCGCAUGGGAGGCAGGUGCGCAUGGGAGGCAGUGCGCAUGGGAGGCAGGUGCGCAUGGGAGGCAGGUGCGCAUGGGAGGCAGGUGCGCAUGGGAGGCAGUGCGCAUGGGAGGCAGUGCGCAUGGGAGGCAGUGCGCAUGGGAGGCAGUGCGCAUGGGAGGCAGGUGCGCAUGGGAGGCAGGUGCGCAUGGGAGGCAGGUGCGCAUGGGAGGCAGGUGCGCAUGGGAGGCAGGUGCGCAUGGGAGGCAGGUGCGCAUGGGAGGCAGGUGCGCAUGGGAGGCAGGUGCGCAUGGGAGGCAGUGCGCAUGGGAGGCAGGUGCGCAUGGGAGGCAGGUGCGCAUGGGAGGCAGGUGCGCAUGGGAGGCAGUGCGCAUGGGAGGCAGUGCGCAUGGGAGGCAGUGCGCAUGGGAGGCAGUGCGCAUGGGAGGCAGGUGCGAGGAAGGUCGGCAUGGGAGGCAGGUGCGCAUGGGAGGCAGUGCGCAUGGGAGGCAGUGCGCAUGGGAGGCAGGUGCGCAUGGGAGGCAGGUGCGCAUGGGAGGCAGUGCGCAUGGGAGGCAGUGCGCAUGGGAGGCAGUGCGCAUGGGAGGCAGGUGCGCAUGGGAGGCAGGUGCGCAUGGGAGGCAGUGCGCAUGGGAGGCAGGUGCGCAUGGGAGGCAGGUGCGCAUGGGAGGCAGGUGCGCAUGGGAGGCAGGUGCGCAUGGGAGGCAGGUGCGCAUGGGAGGCAGUGCGCAUGGGAGGCAGUGCGCAUGGGAGGCAGGUGCGCAUGGGAGGCAGGUGCGCAUGGGAGGCAGUGCGCAUGGGAGGCAGGUGCGCAUGGGAGGCAGUGCGCAUGGGAGGCAGGUGCGCAUGGGAGGCAGGUGCGCAUGGGAGGCAGGUGCGCAUGGGAGGCAGUGCGCAUGGGAGGCAGUGCGCAUGGGAGGCAGUGCGCAUGGGAGGCAGUGCGCAUGGGAGGCAGGUGCGCAUGGGAGGCAGGUGCGCAUGGGAGGCAGGUGCGCAUGGGAGGCAGGUGCGCAUGGGAGGCAGGUGCGCAUGGGAGGCAGGUGCGCAUGGGAGGCAGGUGCGCAUGGGAGGCAGGUGCGCAUGGGAGGCAGUGCGCAUGGGAGGCAGGUGCGCAUGGGAGGCAGGUGCGCAUGGGAGGCAGGUGCGCAUGGGAGGCAGUGCGCAUGGGAGGCAGUGCGCAUGGGAGGCAGUGCGCAUGGGAGGCAGUGCGCAUGGGAGGCAGUGCGCAUGGGAGGCAGGUGCGCAUGGGAGGCAGUGCGCAUGGGAGGCAGUGCGCAUGGGAGGCAGGUGCGCAUGGGAGGCAGGUGCGCAUGGGAGGCAGUGCGCAUGGGAGGCAGUGCGCAUGGGAGGCAGUGCGCAUGGGAGGCAGGUGCGCAUGGGAGGCAGGUGCGCAUGGGAGGCAGGUGCGCAUGGGAGGCAGGUGCGCAUGGGAGACAGGUGCGCAUGGGAGGCAGGUGCGCAUGGGAGGCAGGUGCGCAUGGGAGGCAGGUGCGCAUGGGAGGCAGUGCGCAUGGGAGGCAGGUGCGCAUGGGAGGCAGGUGCGCAUGGGAGGCAGGUGCGCAUAGGAGGCAGUGCGCAUGGGAGGCAGUGCGCAUGGGAGGCAGUGCGCAUGGGAGGCAGUGCGCAUGGGAGGCAGUGCGCAUGGGAGGCAGGUGCGCAUGGGAGGCAGUGCGCAUGGGAGGCAGGUGCGCAUGGGAGGCAGGUGCGCAUGGGAGGCAGUGCGCAUGGGAGGCAGGUGCGCAUGGGAGGCAGGUGCGCAUGGGAGGCAGGUGCGCAUGGGAGGCAGGUGCGCAUGGGAGGCAGUGCGCAUGGGAGGCAGGUGCGCAUGGGAGGCAGGUGCGCAUGGGAGGCAGGUGCGCAUGGGAGGCAGUGCGCAUGGGAGGCAGUGCGCAUGGGAGGCAGUGCGCAUGGGAGGCAGGUGCGCAUGGGAGGCAGGUGCGCAUGGGAGGCAGGUGCGCAUGGGAGGCAGGUGCGCAUGGGAGGCAGGUGCGCAUGGGAGGCAGGUGCGCAUGGGAGGCAGGUGCGCAUGGGAGGCAGGUGCGCAUGGGAGGCAGGUGCGCAUGGGAGGCAGGUGCGCAUGGGAGGCAGGUGCGCAUGGGAGGCAGGUGCGCAUGGGAGGCAGGUGCGCAUGGGAGGCAGUGCGCAUGGGAGGCAGUGCGCAUGGGAGGCAGUGCGCAUGGGAGGCAGUGCGCAUGGGAGGCAGUGCGCAUGGGAGGCAGGUGCGCAUGGGAGGCAGUGCGCAUGGGAGGCAGGUGCGCAUGGGAGGCAGGUGCGCAUGGGAGGCAGGUGCGCAUGGGAGGCAGGUGCGCAUGGGAGGCAGGUGCGCAUGGGAGGCAGGUGCGCAUGGGAGGCAGGUGCGCAUGGGAGGCAGGUGCGCAUGGGAGGCAGGUGCGCAUGGGAGGCAGGUGCGCAUGGGAGGCAGGUGCGCAUGGGAGGCAGGUGCGCAUGGGAGGCAGGUGCGCAUGGGAGGCAGUGCGCAUGGGAGGCAGUGCGCAUGGGAGGCAGUGCGCAUGGGAGGCAGUGCGCAUGGGAGGCAGUGCGCAUGGGAGGCAGUGCGCGGAUGGCAGCGGAGGUAGGAGGGAGGGAGUGGGGCUCACGAGGCCGAGCCAGUUGA
Closterium sp. NIES-65 is the source of this 4524-nucleotide messenger RNA. The record is from the annotation of a GenBank genome assembly. Lineage: Eukaryota; Viridiplantae; Streptophyta; Zygnematophyceae; Desmidiales; Closteriaceae.